Messenger RNA from Rhodofomes roseus, 1221 nucleotides. RefSeq names its product aldolase. The record is from RefSeq and is a predicted model, not a curated record. The transcript is spliced from 4 exons. NCBI's taxonomy places the organism in Eukaryota, Fungi, Basidiomycota, Agaricomycetes, Polyporales, Fomitopsidaceae. The coding region runs from base 1 to 1221 and encodes 406 amino acids. Gene Ontology annotation, molecular function: hydroxymethylglutaryl-CoA lyase activity. Gene Ontology annotation, biological process: ketone body biosynthetic process; L-leucine catabolic process.
AUGCUGUCGGAGAUGCUGCACCCCAAGACAUGGUCCACCGGGCAUGUCAGACGCGUUCAGACACUGCGGAAGUCGUGUGGGCGAAGGUAUACCGCGCACUCACGAUCGUUACAAACGGCGGCAAGAUACGAUUCAAAUGUCGUCAACAUCGUUGAGGUCGGUCCGCGGGACGGUCUGCAGAACGAGAAGGCCGUCAUCCCACCCUCCGUCAAGGCGGAGUUGGUGACUCGUUUGGGGAGGGCGGGGAUGAAGACGAUCGAAUCAGGUAGCUUCGUCAGUCCGAAGUGGGUACCACAGAUGGCAGGGACUCCCGAGGUGCUCCAGACAAUGGAGCGCUUGCCGGGCGUUCGUUACCCUGUGCUGGUGCCCAACAUGAAGGGUCUCGACAAUCUGUUCGCCUUAUUGGAUUCUGCCUCGCCGAGCGACGUCCCGUUCACUGAUGAAAUCGCAAUCUUCACGGCGGCCACCGACGCGUUCUGCAAGGCAAACACGAACUGUACCAUCGCCGAGUCCCUCGAGCGGCUCGCGUCCGUCACAGAGCGCGCCAAGGCGAAAGGAUUGCGUGUCCGUGGCUACGUCAGCGUCGUCGUCGUCUGCCCAUACACCGGUCGGGUAGACUACAAGAAAGUGAAAGAUGUGUCUCGCGCACUGCUAGACAUGGGCUGCUACGAAGUCAGUCUCGGAGAUACAGUUGGCGCGGGCUCGCCAUGGGACAUUCGGUCGAUGCUCGAGACGGUCAUGUCCGGGGCCGGAGCCCUGCCCGCCACACAGCUCGCGGGCCAUUUCCACGAUACCUACGGUACUGGUGUCCCCAACAUCCUCGCAGCGCUCGAACUGGGUUUGCGGACCUUUGACGCGUCCGUCGCCGGUCUAGGCGGGUGCCCCUACUCUCCGGGUGCGACAGGAAAUGUCGCAACCGAGGACGUCCUCUACGCACUGCAGGGUAGCGGGUACAAGACACCCGGCGACCUCGACGCGCUCGCGGAGGUGGGUGGGUGGAUCUCGGGCAUGCUCGGCCGGCGGAACGAGAGCAGGGCAGGGAAGGCGAUCCUCGCAAGGAUGGCAAAGGAGAAGGAGGUAGCCUUGGUGAAGGAGCGGGAGAGGGACGGCGGGGCGGCUGAGAGGGUCACAGGUGCAGACGUCGAUGUCGCGAUGCGGAGGAGGGAGGAGAACAUCGUCAAGGAACGCGAGCGAGACGGGGGCGCAGCGGAGAAGGUGUAA